UCUUGGAUAUGUCAACUCCUCAAAUAAAAUCAAAAUUGGUUCAAACCUUUGGAAGAAAGAAGAAUGCUGUCGCAAGUGCAAGUGUUAGAGAAGGAAAGGGUACUGUCAUACAAUAAAAUAAGGUUUGGUUAGAGUGAAUGGAGCUCCAAUUGAAUUAGUCAAUCCAGCCCCAUUGAGAUAAAAGGCUCUCGAACCAUUAUUACUUCUUGGUUAAGUCAGAACAGGCAGAUUGGAUAUCAGAGUCACAGUUAGAGGUGGAGGAAGCACUGCUUAAAUUUAUGCCAUUAGAUAGGUAGAAUUAGCAAUCUUAAAUAUUACUUAGGCCAUCAGCAAAGGUAUCGUUGCUUACUAUCAAAAAUACAUUGAUGAAACUUAAAAGAGAGAAAUCAAAGAUCUCUUAUUAUAAUAUGAUAGAACACUUUUGGUUGCUGAUCCAAGAAGAUGUGAGCCAAGAAAAUUCGGUGGUAAGGGUGCUAGAGCCAGAAGAUAAAAGAGUUACAGAUGAAAAUUUUAUAUCAUAG
Molecule: messenger RNA, 521 nt
Organism: Paramecium octaurelia
Lineage: Eukaryota; Ciliophora; Oligohymenophorea; Peniculida; Parameciidae
Source: the annotation of a GenBank genome assembly